AUGUCAGAAGCUUCUGGAGGCGGUGAAACACAGGUGAAUAUAUCGAAUCAGCUGGCAUCGUUGGUUCCCAAUUUUGAUCCCAGUAAGGAUGAUCUGCAAAUGUAUCAACAGAAGGUCGAGAUGGUCCUGUCAGUGUGGCCCGAGGCGAAGAUAUCAGAACUGGUGACACGUCUGAUUUUGAACACAACUGGAUCGGCAUUUGCAAAGUUACAGUUGCAUCACAAGGAGUUGUGUACAAAUGAGACAAAGUCAAUUCACAAGCUGAUUGAAUAUCUGGGUGGACACUGGGGCCAGACAGGCCUUGAACGUCGUUUUGCGGAUGCUGAGAAAGCCUUGUACCAAUGUAACCAACAAUCUGAUGAGAGCCAUGACUCCUUUUUGGCUCGUGCAGAUGUGUUGUGGUCGAAGCUGAAGUCUCAAAAGUUGCAGAUUGAUGACCUCCAAGCGUAUAUCACGCUUAGAGGUGCCAACCUUCCGAGCGAGGACAAGAAACGAAUCAUCCUGGACUCGGACAACACCCUUGAGGGCAAGCUCACGAUCAACAGGGUCAGAGAAGCAGUGCGAAUGUUAGGAACCUCUUUCUUUCAAGAAAUAACAGGUCAAGCUCGAAAGAAUCAGAAGACCAAGGUCUAUGACUCCAACACCCUCAUGAUGGAGGAUUUAGAACAUCAGGGAGAUCAUGAAGAUCCUGUCAAUGCAGUUCACGCAGAGGACUGGCAUGAAGAUGAGGUGAUCGAAGCACUGCUGGCCGAGGGGGAUGAUGACGCCAUUUUUGUGGCAGAUUUUGAGGCUGCAGCGAGCGAAGUUCUUCAAACAGAUGGUGAUCUUUCGACAGCCUAUAGCACGUAUGUCGAAGCCAGGCGCAAGCUCAAUGAAAAAGUGAGGGCAAGGGGAUUCUGGCCGUUGGGGAAAGGAAAGUCCAAGAUGAACAAAGGCCGUGGUAAGGGCCGACCUCCAUGGAGUAAGAAAACUCUCCAACAGAGAAUCCUAGAGUCAAACUGCCGUUUGUGCGGAAAGAAAGGCCAUUGGAAGUCAGAGUGCCCCACCCGAAACCAGGGGUCAGCCAGUGGAUCUCAUGCCGCAGCAGCGACAUUGUCCGUUGCUUCAUCCGCCGCGGAAUCUGACCCAGCAAUGCCUGCCGAGUUUCUUGAGCUUCCCAGGGUCAGUGAAUCAGGUACCCUUAAAGCUGCACAUGCAAUUGUUGUUCCUCUGGCCGGCAUGAAACUGAAGAUUGCAGUGGUAGAAGGCGCUACGCCUUUCCUGGUAUCGAAUACCCUUCUCCGAGCGUUGGGUGCCAUGAUCGACACCAACCAAAAUCAGCUCCUACUACCACGACAUCAGACGAAGGUACCUUUGAAAUUGUCAGCCAAGGGAUUGUAUCUCGUGGACACCAAUGAGCUUUUCAAAGUAGCACCCAUGCCAGGAGAGCCAAUUGAAGCAGCCGAGACUUUUGCACAGGACGAUCAUGCGACCGUCAAAAUACCUGAGGACCGUGAACAGCCGUCAGUUGGUGAUGAAAAAGAAAUCAGAAUGAAGGCUUCAGGUGAAGGUCAUGAGAAUCAAAGCAACAUGUCCAACGGAAUACAUGUGCAGUCAACAAAGUUCCGAUCUGUGAGUCUCGGCACCAUGGGAGACUGGCAGCAACGUCUGAGCCGUGUUCAGUCUCAGAUGCCAGCAGCCGAGGAAGAGACUGUGGACCACCUGAACCUGGAGCAAUUGAAGACCAUGCCGAUGUCAUUCGGCAAGGCCCACGUGGGCAAGAGCUUCGAGACCAUUUGGUCCGAACACCCGGACUGGAUCAAGUGGUUUUUCAACCACUACAAGUCCAGUUCCAAGGUGGAGCACAAGAAGAUGGUGAGAUUCAUCCAACUUCGCAUCGAGGAGGAAGAAAAUCAGACAACCCCAGUGUCGACGACACUCAAAGCCACAGCAAAGCCGAAGGGCAUGUCCAAGUCACACAUGGCCAAGGCCAAGUGUCAACCGACUCCAACCACACCGUGGCAGAUGGCGGAGGUGUCAGACACCGAGGAGCUCAUGAUCGAGCCACCUUGGAUCCCAACCGAGAUGACGGAAGUUCAAGAGGAAGUUCAAGUGAUCCACCAUCGACUGCAGGGCCUGGAGAAUGCCAUGCAACAGGUGAUCUCCCUGAUCUCCCAGCAGACCAGGCCAUCCAGCGCGACACCAUCAGGCGAUCUGGAAACUGCUGAGGGUAGGACCAAAGUGCCAGAGACACCCGAAGUCUCCAGAACUUAUGUUCCAGGAUCAAUAGCCAGCAGUGACGAUCUCUCGGCUCAUGAGAGCGCCAACCGAGAGGACGCACAAGGGAUCCAGUUCCGUCGUAGCUUAGCACUGAGGGAAAGGGCACGGAUUGCCUUUCACCAGGCAGACAACGACCAAGCCUUGCGCAGUGAAAUACUCACCGUGGAUCCAGCCGAGACACCUUGUGCCUGGCGUUGCGAGUUUGAAGUGCCAAGCCACCUUGCCAAGGUUAAUUGCCAAGGGCAACCGCCCGAGAGCCUGUUACUUGCCACGACUGAGAAGAAGCAGAGAACCGAAGUGAAGUUAUCAACAUUGACAGUGGAAGAACAAGCAGCAUUCAAGAAAGCCAAAGAGAGCGAAAUCCAAAAUUGGCUUAGCACAGGACGCACUCAAAAGGAUCGAGUGAUGGGAAUGGAACCCGUUCCAGAACUUGCAAAGGCAGUGCGAUUUGGUGAAAACAGCUGCGCGGCCGCAGCCUUGCAGGUGCAUCUGAUUGGUGCUUGGGAUCAGGGACCACCGCAGCAAAUUGCGAUGAUGCUUUUAGCGUCGCUCAUUUCCUUGGUGACGCUGGGCAGAGGUCAAGUGAUCCCAGCAGCACCUCGGCCCACCGACUCCGAACCAUGUGGCUGCCCGGACCCCAUCUACGGCUCUGACAUCUGCUACGAACCGGUUUGUCCCCCUGGCUAUUUCAGGUGCUGUGCAACUUGCUACGAAGCUCCCUGUUAUGGUUUGAAGAAGGAUCUCGAGUUGUCUUGGCGCGGCAUCUACGAGUGCAUCCUAUGUGAACCGGGAGACUUCUGCAAUGGAUGCGAUACCUUUACGAGGUGUCCUGACAACACGCAACCGACUCGGGAAGGGCCCCGGGUUUCGAAUGCGGGUUCCACUCGUAUUGCUGACUGUGAGAGCUGUGCAGCCGGAAUGGAGGCGAGCUUCAAGCGCGAUCGCUGCGUGACAGCCUACACCCACGUCUGCAAUGAGGAGUUCGUACAACGCUGCAUCAGGAGCUGUAAGGCUGAAGAGCCUUCUCGCGGGAAGAAGCUCACACCUUGUGAGCAGAUCAAAUGCGAGAUGUACUGCGCGAAGCAAUGGUCAGAUGAAUGCGCUCAAGUUGUUGGAGACAUCUGUAGGGACCUCACGACGGUCAAGGACUCUGGAGUCAUUGGAAUGGAUGGAACGUCAUCAGAGGUGGAGGUGUUGGUGUGUGAUGUUGACUGCAAUUCAUCUCUGCAAAGCACAUUGGCAGUGAUGAUCACUCUGCUUUGCUUUACCAGAUAUUUUCUGGGAGUCUGA
Molecule: messenger RNA, 3549 nt
Organism: Cladocopium goreaui
Lineage: Eukaryota; Dinophyceae; Suessiales; Symbiodiniaceae
Source: the annotation of a GenBank genome assembly